AUGCUGGUGAUAGCUCUGCUGCUAUUGCUGAGCCUGUGGGACCCGGUUAGUCCACGGCCCCGCUGCGCUUCGGGCCAGGCUUGCGACCCCCGGCAUCGGAGAGACGCCGGGGGGCGCGGAGGAGUGUAUGAACACCUCGGAGGAGCGCCGAGACGCAGGAAACUUUACUGCGCUACCAAAUAUCAUCUGCAGAUCCACCCUAACGGCAAAAUAGAUGGCUCGCUGGAUGAAAACAACCCGCUCAGCAUCAUGGAAAUCACAGCAGUGGACGUUGGUGUUGUGGCCAUAAAGGGGCUCUUCUCUGGGAGAUAUCUGGCCAUGAAUGAUAAAGGACGGCUGUAUGCAUCGGAAGUGUUCAACAAAGAGUGUGAGUUUGUGGAGCGAAUCCACGAGCUGGGGUACAACACCUAUGCCUCCCGCCACCACUCCACAGAGCAGCCUGCUCCACCGGGAGGCGGCGGCAGCAGCAAGCGCCGGGCCAGCGCCAAGAGACAGUGGUACGUUUCCAUCAAUGGCAAAGGGCGGCCACGGCGAGGCUUUAAAACCCGAAGCACGGACAAAGCCUCGCUCUUUCUGCCUAGGGUGCUUGGUAACAAAGACCAUGAAAUGGUGAAGCGGCUGAGGGAGAGUCCGGGGCCACAUCACCAUGCGCAUCACCACAGCCGCCGUGCUGAGCGCCGGAGACGCCGGCAUCGCGCUGGGAAAGGCCGGGCCUGA
This is a messenger RNA of Pelmatolapia mariae (spotted tilapia), 717 nucleotides long. RefSeq names its product fibroblast growth factor 3 (gene fgf3). Gene Ontology annotation, cellular component: cytoplasm. The transcript is spliced from 3 exons. The coding region runs from base 1 to 717 and encodes 238 amino acids. Gene Ontology annotation, molecular function: growth factor activity; fibroblast growth factor receptor binding. Lineage: Eukaryota; Metazoa; Chordata; Actinopteri; Cichliformes; Cichlidae. The record is from RefSeq and is a predicted model, not a curated record. Gene Ontology annotation, biological process: positive regulation of gene expression; fibroblast growth factor receptor signaling pathway; positive regulation of protein phosphorylation.